Molecule: messenger RNA, 558 nt
Organism: Vicia faba (fava bean)
Lineage: Eukaryota; Viridiplantae; Streptophyta; Magnoliopsida; Fabales; Fabaceae
Source: the annotation of a GenBank genome assembly
AUGGAAAGAAUGUUCCCUACAAAGAAGCCUUCAACUAUGAAUUCACAUGAUAGACCCAUGUGUGUUCAAGGUGACUCAGGUUUAGUUCUUACCACCGACCCGAAACCUCGUCUUCGUUGGACUGUUGAACUCCAUGAACGUUUUGUUGAUGCUGUUACUCAACUUGGAGGACCUGAUAAGGCCACUCCUAAAACUAUUAUGAGGGUUAUGGGUGUCAAGGGUCUCACUCUUUACCAUCUCAAGAGCCAUCUUCAGAAAUUUAGGCUUGGAAAGCAACCCCACAAAGAAUUCAAUGAUCACUCAAUUAAGGAUGGUAUGAGAGGUGACAGUUCUUUUCUUUCUAGGAACUGCAACGAAAAUACUGCUUCCUCUUCUGCCAUGAUUGGCCGCAACAUGAAUGAGAUGCAAAUUGAGGUGCAAAGAAGACUUCAUGAACAGCUUGAGGUGCAAAAACACCUUCAACUAAGGAUUGAAGCUCAAGGAAAAUACAUGCAAAGUAUAUUAGAGAAGGCUUAUCAAACCCUUGCAGGUGAAAACAUGGCAUCAGCUACAAACUAA